Messenger RNA from Temnothorax curvispinosus, 2889 nucleotides. RefSeq names its product coatomer subunit gamma (gene gammaCOP). The transcript has 6 exons. NCBI's taxonomy places the organism in Eukaryota, Metazoa, Arthropoda, Insecta, Hymenoptera, Formicidae. The record is from RefSeq and is a predicted model, not a curated record. Gene Ontology annotation, biological process: organelle transport along microtubule; endoplasmic reticulum to Golgi vesicle-mediated transport; intracellular protein transport. Bases 99 to 2723 code for a protein of 874 amino acids. Gene Ontology annotation, molecular function: structural molecule activity. Gene Ontology annotation, cellular component: endoplasmic reticulum; Golgi membrane; COPI vesicle coat.
AAGACAGAAACUGCAAAACUGCAAUGGCCGUCUAGAACACGUCGAGCUGACGUGUCGUGAUAUUUUUUCGUCUCCCGAGAUUCUGUUUGCAGUGAAACAUGAUUACGUUUAAGCGCGACAAGAAGGAGGAGGAGGACGGCGGUGGGAACCCGUUUCAAAACUUGGAAAAGACCACGGUUCUUCAGGAAGCACGUACAUUCAACAACACGCCUGUCAAUCCGAAAAAAUGCGCCCACAUUCUCACCAAGAUUCUAUAUUUACUCAAUCAGGGCGAACAGUUGGGUACAACGGAAGCCACCGAGGCUUUCUUCGCCAUGACCAAGCUGUUUCAAUCACGCGAUGUCAUCCUGAGACGGCUGGUCUAUCUGGGCAUCAAAGAAUUGAGUUCCUUAGCCGAGGACGUGAUUAUAGUCACGUCCAGUCUAACGAAAGACAUGACGGGGAAGGAGGAUUUGUACAGGGCUGCUGCCAUCCGGGCGCUCUGCACCAUCACCGACGGCAGCAUGCUGGCGGCCAUCGAGCGCUACAUGAAGCAAGCCAUAGUCGAUCGUUCGCCGGCCGUCUCCAGUGCUGCCCUUGUCUCGUCCUUGCAUUUGACGAGCGUGUCGAGCGACGUCGCGAGAAGAUGGGCAAACGAGGCGCAGGAGGCGUUGAAUUCCAACAACGUGAUGGUUCAGUAUCACGCCCUGGGUGUCCUGUAUCAAGCACGUAAGGCGGACAAGCAUGCGGUGAUCAAGCUGGUCGCCAAACUUAUGAAGACGAGCCCGAAGAGCCCUUACGCGGCGUGCAUGCUGAUCAGAAUGGCGUACAAAUUAUUGGACGAGGUGGACGAGGGCGAGGAACUGAUAGGAUUCAUCGAGUCCUGUCUGCGUCACAAGUCCGAGAUGGUGGUGUACGAGGCGGCGCACGCCUUGGUCAAUCUUGGAAGAAGCGGCGCCAGAGAGAUCGGACCUGCGAUCAGUGUCCUGCAGCUCUUCUGCGGCUCGCCGAAGCCAGCACUUCGGUUCGCCGCAGUCAGGACUCUCAACAAAGUUGCGAUGUCUCAUCCGGCGGCGGUCACGGCUUGCAAUCUUGAUCUGGAAAAUCUCAUCACAGACUCGAACAGAUCGAUCGCCACUUUGGCGAUAACCACUCUCUUAAAAACCGGAGCGGAGAGUUCUGUUGACCGUCUGAUGAAGCAGAUCGCCACCUUUGUGUCGGAAAUUUCGGACGAAUUUAAGGUCGUAGUGGUCCAAGCCAUCAGGGCUCUGUGUCAAAAGUUCCCUCGCAAGCACGCGGUUCUCAUGAAUUUCCUCUCGGCUAUGCUGAGAGACGAGGGCGGGCUCGAGUACAAAGCGGCGAUCGCCGACACCAUUAUAGCCGUGAUGGAAGGGAACGCGGAAGCCAAGGAAGCGGGCCUCGCGCAUCUCUGCGAAUUCAUCGAGGAUUGCGAGCACAUCUCCCUAGCCGUUCGCAUUUUGCAUUUACUUGGUCAGGAGGGACCCACGUCGAAACAACCGUCGAGAUAUAUCCGCUUCAUCUACAAUCGCGUUAUCCUCGAGAGUGCCAGCGUGCGAGCAGCGGCCGUUACUGCAUUGGCACGUUUCGCUGCCGCCUGCCCGCCCUUGCUUCCAAACGUGUUGGUGCUGCUCUCACGUUGCCAGCUGGACUCGGACGAUGAGGUACGCGAUCGUGCGGCUUACUAUUGCACGAUUUUGCAACAGCAGAACGACCCGACUAUAUUGCCGCUGGUGCAGCCGCCCUUGCUGUCGGUACCGACACUGGAGAGGGCCUUGAAGAAUUACAUGCUGACAUCCAUGGAAGAAUCGUUCGACAUUUCUCAGAUACCGCCAGCUCAGACAGUAGAGGAACCAGCUCAAGUCGAAGUGCACACCACUAUCAAGCAACCUCGUUUGACCAGAGAAGAAAGCUUUAUGGAGAAAUUAUCGCAGAUCCCGCAUUUGGCCACGAUCAUCCGAGACACGUCGCUCCUCAAAUCCUCGCCGGUGUUUGAAUUAACGGAAUCCGAAACGGAAUAUAAUGUCAAAUGCAUCAAACACACAUUCCCUGAAUUUCUCAUUUUACAGUUUGACUGUGUGAACACGCUCUCCGAUCAACUUCUCGAAGAUGUGGUAGUGGGCGUUGAGCCUCCUACAGGUUACUCCAUUGUGUGCGUAGUACCAUGUCCGCGAUUACCUUACAAUGAACCAGGAACCACCUACACAGUAUUGAAAUAUCCGGAAGAUGUACAAACGAGUGUCGUUACCAUUCCUACGACGUUACGAUUUAUGGCAAGGGAUUGCGAUCCAACGACGGGAAUACCAGACGCGGAACAAGGAUACCACGACGAAUAUAUGUUGGAAGAUUUGGAAGUGACUCUAGCUGAUCAAGUACGUGGCGUUGGUAACAGAGGCAUGGACUUUAAUACCGCUUGGGAUACAUACGCUGCGAAAGGAUUUGUCAAGCUAGAGGAAACAUUCGCUUUGGGAGCUACAGUGACGUCUUUAGAAGGAGCGAUUCAAAGUCUUACAGAAUUCUUGGGCCUAGAAGCUGUGGAACGCAGUAAUAAGGUUCAGAGCGGAGCGGCUGCUCACAAUCUGCUCCUGAGUGGCGUCUUCCGAGGAGGAAAGGAAGUAUUAGCACGUGCUAGACUAGCGCUGAAUGGAACGCAAGUUUACGUGCAACUAUCUGUUCUCUGUCAAGAUCCAGACGUCGCUGAACUAAUAGUCGCGUCCGUAGGAUAGAGAUCGCAGUGAUACAAUGUAAGAAUUUUCGCAAUAGGAAGAAAUAUAUUCGCUGAUUGCUGUAAAAUAAUUUUUAUAAUGUAAGAUUAUCGUUAUAUAUACAUGGAAAUUAUUAAAGAAUACUGCUUGUAUUUCUUUCCGUCGUUAAUAUAUCAUGUGACUUUUC